AAGAGCAACAGGCAUGUGGAAUGGCAGCGGGCCAGUAAGUUAAUCCAAGUUGGAAACUAAAUCCAGGUGCUCAUAUAUCCAGACAGCAGUGCGUUCAGAACAGACUCAGGACUUCACUAUGGCUUUUCUCACCUAUUUUUUGACUAGAUCCGAUGUGAUAAUAUAUUUAGCAGUUUGCAUUGUUUUGCUUAUCUACUGGUUAAAUGGAUCAAAGAAGAGCAGAGCAAAGAUGCCUCCCGGACCUACCCCUCUGCCCUUCAUUGGAAACCUCCACCAGUUGGACCUUAAAAAUACCCACCAAUCACUGAUGGAGAUGUCUGAGAAGUACGGGGACGUUUUUACUCUGCAUUUUGGACCUAAGAGAGUAGUGGUCAUUGCCGGAUACAAGGCUGUGAAAGAAGCUCUUGUCACCCAGAGUGAUGAUUUUGUAAACAGAUCAAGCCCUCCACUCUUCGACUUAAUAUCAAAGAACCAUGGUAUAAUAUUUUCCCAUGGAGAAGAAUGGAAAUCUAUGAGGAGAUUCACACUAUCAACUCUUCGAGACUUUGGAAUGGGGAAAAAAUCUCUAGAAGGCAGAAUUCAAGAUGAAAUCAUUGCCCUUAUAGAAAGUUUUAAAUGUUACAAUGGCAAACCAUUCGAUCCACACCUGAUAGUAAACUGUGCAAUAUCCAAUGUCAUCUGCUCCAUUAUCUUUGGGAAGAGGUUUGAGUAUGAAGACCCAACAUUUCAAAAAUUAAUCAGAAUGUUAGAUGAAUAUGCCAAAGUGACGGGUGAACCCAAAGCACUGCUGUUCAAUUUUUAUCCCUUCAUUGGAACACUCUUGGGUCUACAUAAGAAAAUAAUGCAGAACAUCGAAAAUCUAAUAGACUUUAUAAAAAAAAAUGUUAAGAAAAAAAGACUAGAGUUCAACGCCAAUGACAUCACCGGAUAUAUCGAUGCAUAUCUUUUGAAACAGGAACAGGAGUCAACAAAACCUGAGACCUAUUUUCAUGAUGAAAAUCUGUACCAUUCAGUCCUCGAUCUCUUUGAUGCUGGUACUGAAACUACAUCUACAACAAUCCGUUGGGGAAUUUUGUUGAUGAUGAAGUAUCCGGAAAUUCAAAAGAAAAUUCAGGAUGAAAUUAAAACACAUCUUAAACCAGGACAGUUGCCAGCAGUAGAGGAUAGAAAAAAAAUGCCUUAUACUGAUGCAGUAAUACAUGAAGUACAGAGAUUUGCCAAUAUUGUUCCAGUGAACCUGUCACAUGCCCCUCCAACUGAUGUGUAUUUUCGGGGAUACUGCAUCCCAAAAGAUACAGAGGUUAUUCCAUUCCUGACAUCAGUUCUCAAUGACAAGACUCAAUGGAAAACUCCCUAUGAUUUUAAUCCCAAUCACUUUUUGGAUAAAGAUGGGAAGUUUGUCCGAAAUGAUGCAUUUAUGCCUUUCUCUGCAGGAAGAAGAGCUUGUGCUGGAGAAAGCUUGGCCAGAAUGGAACUUUUCCUGUUCUUCACCGGACUUCUUCAAGCAUUUACUUUCUAUCCACCACCAGGAGUUUCCAAGGAAGAUUUAAUUCUCAAGCCCGAUGUUGGAUUCACAUUAACCCCUGCAAAAUAUAUGACAUGUGCCAAACUGAACUAGUAGUAUAUUUUGGACACAAUUGACAACACAGAGGCUAACGUUGGUGUUGAUUAUGUUUAUAAGGGGUUUUCUGUGAAAAGUAUUUCUGUAUUGAAAAGCCAUCUUAAUUACACAUGACACACCUGUAGAAAAAAUGUUAUGCUUACUUCUGAAGUUUUCUGGAUCAACCAACCAGGAACCUUAUCAUGUGAUGUUUAUCUUCUUAAAAUCCAGCUUCUGUUGAGAUGACCUCUUUUUCCAGGUUUCCAACAUGAUAAAGAUGUGGAUAUCAUUCUUGAUCAACUAAGAUGGCCCCCAUAUACUCCAAAUCUUAGACAACGCCUUAUGUACUCGAUUUGGGACCAAAGCACAAAGGUUUCGUUCUACCCAAGAGGACCCUCCUCCUUAAUGUGUCAUAUAUGACGUAUGCUGUACUGAUGUUAGUGUGAAGCCAUUACGAUAUGGCGCUGGCACCAAGAUAUUUACAUAGUUAACAUACCAAAGUUAGUAAAAUAAUGCACAAUGAGCAGAUGCCAAGUAUUAUCUCUUUUCUUAUUUUUUUAUUUUAGCCAAUGAAACAAUGGCAUGAGCAUCAGUAGAGGAACGCCCUCUCUGAUAAUAUAAAAACUGCUUAACUUCCUGUAAUAAAUGAGAACUGCUUUGACCAUG
This is a messenger RNA of Bufo bufo (common toad), 2266 nucleotides long. RefSeq names its product cytochrome P450 2K1-like. Gene Ontology annotation, cellular component: cytoplasm; intracellular membrane-bounded organelle. Lineage: Eukaryota; Metazoa; Chordata; Amphibia; Anura; Bufonidae. Gene Ontology annotation, molecular function: iron ion binding; heme binding; oxidoreductase activity, acting on paired donors, with incorporation or reduction of molecular oxygen, reduced flavin or flavoprotein as one donor, and incorporation of one atom of oxygen. The transcript is spliced from 9 exons. The record is from RefSeq and is a predicted model, not a curated record. The coding region runs from base 119 to 1618 and encodes 499 amino acids. Gene Ontology annotation, biological process: xenobiotic metabolic process.